This is a messenger RNA of Pelodiscus sinensis (Chinese soft-shelled turtle), 3378 nucleotides long. Lineage: Eukaryota; Metazoa; Chordata; Testudines; Trionychidae. The record is from RefSeq and is a predicted model, not a curated record.
CUUUAAAUAUACCAUUGGGCUUCAUAAUCCCAACAGACUGAGAACAAUGGGGAGGGAGACUGAUCUUUUUCCGUCACAUGGAUCAUCCACUUGAUUUGACCUUGGGUGAACCUUGAUGCUUGUUGAUGCGAUGAAAGCAGCGAGAUGGACAGGACUGGAGUACAAAGGAAACAUGAAUCAUGCAUUCCCAUGUCUGUUGUGCUGGCUUCAGUUUACACCCUGGGCUACUUUUAGAGGUGCCUUUUCCUGGGAAUUGCACUCAACGCAGAGAUAACUCAGUCUGGAGAAAACUGCCGACCUGUGCUUCAAAUGCAAGAAAAGCAGGAGCCAGAGCAAGGGGACUGAAAUUUUACCUUCUAACAGGACGAAGUGGAGGCAACGUUGGUAACCUUGGAAAAAAAGAUGUCCGGUGGGAUUUUCUCUCCUUUGGAAAACCUCUACGACCUGGAUAAUGCCCACUGCCACCCACUGGUGUGCUUCCUCUGUCACGAGCAGUACGAGCACCCCUGCCUCCUCGACUGUUACCACAACUUCUGUGCCAGCUGCCUGCGCGGCCGGGCUAUCGACAGCCGCCUCACCUGCCCUCUCUGCGGCCACCAGUCCAUAGUGAAAGGAAACAACGGGCUGCCGCCUGUGGACCGGCUCCUGAAGUUCCUGGUGGACAGCUCUGCAGAGUGCGAGGAGGAUGUUCAGUGUGCAAACUGCGACCAGGAGUGCAAGAAACAGGAGAUGGACACCAUGUAUUUCUGCAACACCUGCAACCAGCCGCUCUGCAGCAAGUGCCGCGAAGAGACCCACAAAGCCAAGAUGUUCUCUCGUCACGAGAUCGUCUCCUUGACGAAGCGCACCAAGGACAUCCACAAGAAAUGCUCUCUUCAUGAGGAACCUUACAUCAUGUUUUCAACCGAGAAAAAAUCCAUGCUCUGCAUUAACUGUUUCCGGGACAUGCAGGUAGAAAGCCGAGCCCACUGCAUUGACAUCGAGACGGCCUACAUGCAAGGCUGCGAGAAGCUCGACCAGGCUGUCGUGGCCGUGAAAGAGCUGCAGACGUCCACGCGAGAGGCCAUCGUCCUGCUCAAAGCCAUGAUCGAGGAGGUGCGCAACAGCGCGGACGAAGAGAAGACCUCCAUCAACUCGCUCUUCAGUAGCAUGCAGGAGAAACUAGCAGAAAGGAAAAAGAUGCUUCUGAAAGCUGUUCAGAGUCAGUAUGAAGAGAAGGAAAAGGCGUUUAAGGAGCAACUGUCUCACCUGGCAUCCCUGCUGCCCACCCUGCAGGUCCAUCUGGUCACCUGCUCGGCCUUUCUGAGCUCUGCCAACAAGGCCGAAUUCCUGGAUCUGGGCUACCAACUGAUGGAGAGGCUCCAGAAAAUAGUCAAGCUCCCGCAUCGCUUGCGGCCCACGCAGACCAGCAAGAUAAACACCGAGUUCCGGGCUGAGUUUGCCCUUUGCUUGGAGCCGCUGUUGCUGCUGAAUCCGCGCCGGUCUGUGGUGGGGAGUGGAGGGGGCAUCGGACCUGGGAUCAGCAAUGGAAACAUGCUCUCAGGUGGCCAGUGCUCCAAGACUCUGAUCGUGUCAAGCUGCUCCCCUGCCUGCGAUAAGAUGCCCAUCACGGGCUCCAUCGUUCGGAAGCCCACCAUGCACCGUUACAUCAGCACCAAGGUCCUGCUGGCGGAAGGGGGGGAGACGCCUUUCACGGAGCACUGCCGCAACUACGAGAACAUGUAUCGGACCCUGCAAACGGAGAUCCAGAACCUGAAGGACCAGGUACAGGAGCUGCACCGUGACCUGACCAAGCAUCACUCCCUCAUCAAGACCGAGAUCAUGAGCGAGAUCCUGCAGAAAUCCCUGCAGAUGGAUGUGCAGAUUGCCUCGCAGUACUCGUCGGUGGAAAUGAUGCGGAGCAUGUUUGAGGAGAUUUGGGAGGAAACCUGUCAGAGGGUGGCCAAUGAGCAGGAAAUCUAUGAAGCGCAGUUACAUGACCUGUUGCAGCUGAAACAGGAGAACAGCUACCUGACCACCAUCACCAAACAGAUUGCCCCCUACGUCCGCUCCAUCGCUAAGGUGAAGGAACGGCUGGAGCCCAGACUACAAGAUCCCAAGGAACUGAAGGAUGACCAGCCAGAGAAUCUGCUCAAAAUGUACGAUGACAGCACAGCGACCAGCGACACAACGCACAGGAACGACUUGACAAGAAGCUUGGAAGACAACAGGGAGAAAGCGCUGGAUCCCAAAGUGGACAGCCGAACGCUGAACAUUCAGUAGGGGAUCCUCGGUGGCAAAGACACUUACAGAACCAAACAGAAAAGUGGGACAGAGUCCCAGCCAGAAAGAUUUUGCAACUUAGACAAGCAGAGUAUCAAGAAAUUGCACCACUUUGCAUUUCAUAUAUGCAAGCAAAAGACUAUGUAGGAGUUUCUCAAGUACAUUUAUGGUUAAGAUCUAUCCAUUGAAAUAAAGACUUGACAAGAUGGGGAGAACCAGCAUUUCCAAUCUUACUUUGAUGAAAUUGAGUUUUGAGGCUUCAUCAACUCAGUGAAUCUAAAUACUGUUCUCAUUAUAUUACCAGAUGGUUUUUAAAUUAGUUAGGGUCUGAUUUCCCAGGCCAAUCUCUUUGGCUAUUUGUAUACAAGAAACCCCCGACACACGACCUCCUGAGAAGUAAAUGAGGGUUCAAGUUACGACGCCCCUGACUUGCGACACUUCCCCAGGAAGCAAUGGCGUUGCAUGUUGGGGGCUGUCUGUAUUUUCAACAAUGUUACAGAAAAAUACAGUGUAUCAGAAAACAAAAAAAUCUCUUGUGCAGCAGAGAAGUUCAGGAACUCUUUGGUAGGCCCCCAUUGGAAUUGGUCUCCCUUCUCCUUCAUAUAGAAACUUUGAAAAGAUAUAGGUGUGAAAUAUCAGUAAUUCUUUAUUUCAGCUGCUGAAAGCAGAGUAUUAAUAAGCUUAAUUUUGACAUUAUGGCACUAUCGUUUAUUUUAAAUGCAUGGAAACUGCCAGCUCUAUGUAAGUUUUAUUCCCUCUACCUUCUCCCCACCCUGAUGAAUACAGCUUAUUUCAAAGUGUAGCUUAGUAAGUAAUGUAUCCUUUUUACAAAGUGGAAUGUAAUUCUUUAUUUCCUCAAAGAGAGUCACCUUGCAUAGCCUUGAGGCUGGGUUUUGGGGAGGUUUGUGGGGGGUUUGGGGUGAUGAUGUAGUGUUAUGUUGGAGAGUUGUUUUUUAGCACUUCUGCACUGUCGUGUAAUGAGACCUGUAGGACAACAAUAUUUCCUUUAAGUUUUUAUGCUGUAGAUGGUUCAGAAGUCUUGUUUUCCAUACAAGAUGUACACAGGUGUGUAUAUUACAAAUCUGAAAAAAUAAAAUAAAAUGUCAGUUCUUGAUA